Adelges cooleyi (spruce gall adelgid) is the source of this 1002-nucleotide messenger RNA. RefSeq lists its product as uncharacterized. The record is from RefSeq and is a predicted model, not a curated record. The coding region runs from base 94 to 813 and encodes 239 amino acids. The transcript has 11 exons. NCBI's taxonomy places the organism in Eukaryota, Metazoa, Arthropoda, Insecta, Hemiptera, Adelgidae.
AACCACAAGUCGCAAGCAGUACAUUUAGUUUCAAAAGCUGAACAAGUCGAUUGUUUCCAACAACCCCAUACGAACUCCACAAUUUAAAUAAAAAUGAAAAUCUUCUGUUUGGUAAUAACUUUUCUAUUCCUUGUGGGUAUUUUCGCAAAUGAUUAUGCGAAAUAUAAUGAUCUGGUGGGCCUCACAACUGCAGGCAUCCGUUAUACUUAUUUUCAGCCAAUGUCUGUAGAAGGUAGACCUGGAGCAAAUGCAACAGUAUCUAAGUUGGAGUAUCUAAUUGAGAAAAUGGUUGAUGAUGUCAAUAAUAACUAUAAAUACCAAGAAUUCCGUAAAAUUUGUUUUUUGUUGGCUGUACCGAACGAAAUAGAAAUUCUCUUGGAAGUAGACGAACCUCCACCUCGCCCAAUUGAAAAAGCCAAUCAAUUCUUAGACAUAAUGCUUCAACAAUUAGAGGCACUAUUAGCCGGGGCAACACGUGAAGACGUUAAAAAUAUAAGAAGAGCAUAUGUUGUUUGGUCUUUAAGAAGUGCAAUCACACGUCGUAUAUUAGGUGCACCUGAUGACGCCCCUAUAUUACCUAAGUGUCGUUUGCUAGCAUUGUACUUGAGUACACAAUCUCCAUUAGCAUACAUAGAAGAAGUUAACAUUGACCCAACUGGCCAUACAUGUAUCUUCAAGGAUAGACAUCAUUUCGAAAAGAGAUACAGUAAAAUCGGUGGCUCGUGGUCAGAAGUAGACGGAAAUGGCCAAUUCCGAGAAACACUCGAGACACAAUUACAACGUAUACAACCACAAGUUCCACCCACAUCCUAACCUAAUGUCAAAAAAACAGUGGCCUCCGUAUUCUGUUCUUUACAUAAUAUAUUAUAGUUUAUCUUAUUAUUAUCACUAUAUACACUAUAAAAUCAGAAUUUUUAAAAUAUUAUACAUAUAUUUAAGCUGACGGGAAAACAACCGUCUUUGGAUUUUUUCAAUAACAUAUUUCAUAUAAUACAUUUUUUU